Molecule: messenger RNA, 408 nt
Organism: Ostertagia ostertagi
Lineage: Eukaryota; Metazoa; Nematoda; Chromadorea; Rhabditida; Trichostrongylidae
Source: the annotation of a GenBank genome assembly
GUUUUCGAAAAGUCUCUAGCCAUCUUUGUGCAGUUAUUGGAUAAGUUCAAAAUUCAUCUGAAGUUACAAAUCGAGGUCUUCUUCAAGGAAAUAAUCAUAUCAAUGCUCGAGUCAUCGUCAUGCUCAUUUGAACACAAAUGGAUUGUGCUUCAUACUAUUGGUAAUGGUAAAAUUCUUGCCAAUCCGCAAUCUGUGGUGGACCUGUACGUGAAUUAUGAUUGUGAUUUGACCGCGCACAACGUGUUUGAGAACCUGGUUGAUGUGGUUUCAAAAACUGCUAGGACCUCCAUCAAUGAAAACUCUCCGGUCAUUCAAAAAGAACGGCAAAGAACGUGCAAUGCGAUUGCUCGGUUUGAGCUGUUUGACGGAUCUUCUACAGUGUUUAGUGGAUUGGUUCGAUGUGUGUGA